AUGGAUAGUGGAAGCUGUUCCGCGCAAUCGCGCUGCAAUGCCAGCAACGGACACGGUAGCGGCGGCAGCACGUAUGCUGUGGCCGCAUUCAUCACAGCGGUUGUGCUGACGGGCGCUUUGCUGCCUUCUAUCUGGCGCCUCGCCGGCUCGACGCUGGGCUGGUACCUGCGAAAGCGCACCGAGAGCCAGCGGCAGUUUUUGUUGGAGACGAUGGCCGCCGAUGAGAAGCGUUUCCAAGAGGCGAAAACGCAGCAGCAGCAGCGGCAGCAGACGACCAAGAAAAACGACAGCAGCGACGAUGACUGGGAGAACGUUGAGGCGGAAAAGGCCGCGUCAGCUGGUAACGGAGAGAAGGGCGCGUCCGACUGGGACGGCAUCGUCGGCUUCUUCCACCCAUUCUGUAACGCCGGUGGCGGCGGUGAACGCGUGUUAUGGGCUGCCAUUCGCGCUACACAACAACGCUGGCCAAAGGCCAAGUGUGUCGUCUAUACCGGCGACCAUGACGUGCACAAAGAUGCCAUCUUGGCGCGUGUGCGGGACCGCUUCAACAUCCACCUCCACCCGCCGACCGUCGCGUUCCUCUACCUCUCCACGCGCCGCUGGGUUCUCGCAUCGACCUGGCCACAUUUUACGCUGGCUGGUCAGUCUUUUGGCUCCAUCAUUAUGGCCUGGGAUGCUCUGUCACUGCUCGUUCCCGACAUCUUUGUCGACACUAUGGGCUAUGCCUUUGCGCUUGGUUUCUCCAAGCUGCUGUUCCGUACCAUCCCGACCGGUGCCUACGUCCACUACCCCACCAUCUCGACCGAUAUGCUGGCCUCGCUGGACCCGCAGUCGACCGUGGGCAGCCAGGGUGUGAAUGCUGGCCAGGGCGUGGGUAUGCGUGGCCGUGUCAAGCGCGCCUACUGGAAGGCGUUUGCGUGGCUGUAUGCAUCGGUGGGCUCGUCCAUUGAUGUCGUCAUGACCAACUCGAGCUGGACACAGGGGCACGUUCAGGCCAUCUGGGGCCCCCUGCGUGCCAAGAAGGGCAAAUCCUCGUCCUCCCAAACGACCGGCGGCUCCGAUAUUGCCGUCGUCUACCCGCCAGUCGCCGUCAGCGAGCUCGAGCACGAGGUCGAUGUGUCCGCCGCGAGUGAAGCGACCCGCGAAAAGGUUCUGUUGUAUAUUGCGCAGUUCCGCCCGGAGAAGAACCACCACCUGGUCCUGCAGGCCUUUGCUGCCUUUUUGAAGAAGCAGCGGCGGCAGCAGCAGAACCGAACAACGAAAUCUGGCGCCAAACCUGCAGACACUCCCAAGCUCGUCCUCGUCGGCAGCGUCCGCGACGACUCCGAUUCCAAGCGCGUCUAUCAGUUGCGCCUGCUGACCAACGAGCUCAAUAUCCGUGACGAUGUCGAGUUCCAGCUGGAUGCACCCUGGCCUGCGAUCCUCGAGUGGCUGCGCCGCGCGUCCGUCGGCGUCAACUGUAUGUGGAAUGAACAUUUCGGCAUCGGUGUUGUUGAGUACCAGGCAGCGGGCCUGAUUUCCGUCGUCCAUAACAGCGGCGGCCCCAAGUUGGACAUUGUAACCGACAUUGGCGGGCUACCCACGGGCUUCCACGCUACCACGGCCGACGAGUUCGCCGCUGGAUUUGAACAGGCCCUUGCCCUGCCCGACCCGCUGGCCUGGCGUGAACGGGCGCGGCAGUCGGCCAAACGCUUUACCGAGGAGGAGUUUGAGCGGAAAUGGCUUGAGCAGAUGGACAAGCUGGUGGCCCUGCUCAAGUAG
Messenger RNA from Sporothrix brasiliensis 5110, 1761 nucleotides. Its product is annotated as alpha-1,2-mannosyltransferase. Gene Ontology annotation, cellular component: endoplasmic reticulum membrane. Gene Ontology annotation, molecular function: GDP-Man:Man(3)GlcNAc(2)-PP-Dol alpha-1,2-mannosyltransferase activity. The record is from RefSeq and is a predicted model, not a curated record. Gene Ontology annotation, biological process: protein N-linked glycosylation. The transcript is spliced from 3 exons. The coding region runs from base 1 to 1761 and encodes 586 amino acids. NCBI's taxonomy places the organism in Eukaryota, Fungi, Ascomycota, Sordariomycetes, Ophiostomatales, Ophiostomataceae.